AUGGCACAGGGGUUCGUGGUGGGCGAGCCCCCCAGCCCCGGAGACCUGAGCUCCAGCUCUCUGAGCUCCCUCUCGCUGUCCUCCCACGGCCACCUGCCUGGUGACUCGGUUGGGUCCGCAACGCGAUACCUGCUGAGGAAGCAGCAGCGGCUGCUGAAUGGGCCCCCGCGCGGAAUCCGAGCCUCCUCGCCCAUGGGGCGCGUCAUCCUCAUCAACUCCCCCAUCGAAGCCAACAGUGACGAGAGCGACGUCAUCCAUGCCGUCCGGGUGGAGAAGAGCCCAGGCGGGAGGCUGGGUUUCAGCGUGCGCGGCGGCUCCGAGCACGGCCUGGGCAUCUUCGUCAGCAAGGUGGAGGAGGGGAGCAGUGCAGAGCGCGCGGGCCUAUGUGUGGGGGACAAGAUCACAGAGGUGAACGGGCUGAGCCUGGAGAGCACCACCAUGGGCAGCGCCGUGAGGACGCUGACGGGGAGCAGCUGCCUGCACAUGACGGUGAGACGCAUGGGCCGCGUGCCGGCCAUCAAGUUCUCCAAGGAGAAGACCACGUGGGUGGACGUGGUGAACCGGAGGCUGGUGGUGGAGAAAUGCGGCUCCUCGCGCUCCGACAGCAGCUCUGAGGAUGGGGCGCGACGCAUCGUGCACCUCUACACUACCUCCGACGACUUCUGCCUGGGCUUCAACAUCCGCGGAGGCAAGGAGUUCGGCCUGGGCAUCUACGUGUCCAAAGUGGACCAUGGCGGGCUGGCCGAGGAGCAUGGCAUCAAGGUGGGGGACCAGGUGCUGGCAGCCAACGGUGUCAGGUUCGAUGACCUCAGCCACAGCCAGGCCGUGGAGGUGCUCAAAGGCCAGACCCACAUCAUGCUGACCAUCAAGGAGACUGGCCGCUACCCUGCCUACAAGGAGAUGGUCUCUGAGUACUGUUGGCUGGACCGACUGAGCAACGGGGCACUGCAGCAGCUGUCCCCCACCUCUGAGAGCAGCUCCAGCGUGUCCUCGUUCGCCUCCAGCGCCCCCUACAGCUCAGCCGAGGGCUCCCUCCCCUCCGACCGCAUGGACGUGUGCCUGGGCCCAGAGGAGCCCAGCUGGGGCCGGGCAGACACGGCCAUGCAGACAGAGCCGGAGCCGGGGGGCCGCGUGGAGACCUGGUGCAGCGUGCGCCCCACUGUCAUCCUCAGGGACACGGCCAUCCGCUCCGAGGCGCCCGCAGCUCCCCGCCGCCUGGACUCCGCCCUCUCGGAGUCCCCCAAGACUGCUCUGCUGCUGGCGCUUAGUCGGCCCCGGCCCCCCAUCACUCGCUCCCAGAGCCACCUGACUUUGUGGGAGGAGAAGAAGCAGCGGAAGAAGGAGAAGUUGGGGUCCUCUGGGGAGAAAGGGGCCCUGCAGCGCUCCAAGACGCUGAUGAACCUCUUCUUCAAGGGAGGGCGGCAGGGCCGGCUGGCAGGGGACGGGCACAGAGAGGCCUGGACGCUGGAUGGCCGGAGCCCCGCUAGGUGGCGCCCUCGUCUGGACAUGGAGAAAGGCAACGUGGGCCCCGUGCAGAAGUCUGUGACCUGGAGACUGAGACGUGACCGGGAGAGGGGCCGCGCACUGCUCUCUGGCAGGCCUGCGAGCCCCUGCAGCCAACUGCCCGACGCUGAUGAGCGUGCGCAGGCCUGGGAGAGCCGCCGACCCUUAAUCCAGGACCUGGCCCGGCGGCUGCUCACGGAGGACGAGGUGCUGGCGGUCACCCGCCACUGCUCCAGGUACGUGCACGAGGGUGGCGUGGAGGACCUGGUGAGGCCACUGCUGGCCAUCCUGGACAGGCCCAUCAAGCUGCUGCUACUGCGGGACAUCAGGAGCGUGGUGGCUCCCACCGACCUGGGCCGCUUCGACAGCAUGGUGAUGCCUGUGGAGAUGGAGGCCUUUGAGGCCCUCAGGAGCAGGGCAGUUCGGCCUCUGGCCCUGCGGCCCGCCCGGCAGGACACCCCACCCAAACGGCACCUCAUCACACCUGUGCCUGACAGUCGUGGCGGCUUCUACCUGCUGCCGGUGAAUGGCUUCUCCGAGGAGGAAGGCAAUGGGGAGCUGCGGGAGAGGCUGGAAGACCUGCAGGUGUCCCCAGGGACCGCUGCCGCCCCCCGCCACCCUCCGAAAGGGAUCCCCCCUCUCCGAGACGUGCCAGUGGACGCCUUUGCUCCACGCCGAGGCACCGGCACCCCCCCUCCCCAGCCACCCCCCGUGGCGCCCCGGCCCCAGAGGCCCAACUGGCUGCUGACGGAGCCCCGGGAAGACCCUCGGCAGAGCUGGAGCCAGGGCCCGGCCCAGAGCCGCAGCCGCAGCCGCAGCCGCAGCAGGGGCCGGGGCAAGUCCCCAGGGCGCGGCCGGUCCCCGUCCCCUGCGGCCGCCCCCUGCCCCAGCACGACCCACGGGCGCUACCACAAGCCACGGAGGCCUAGGCCGGCUCUGCCCAGACCUCUGGACGGGCAGGCAGCCCAGGCAGGGGUCAGCCCAGCGCUGCCCCCCGAGAACGGGACUGUCGGGCCGGCAGAAGUGGCCACAGCAGCCUCCUGGGGGGAGCUGCGGACAGUCACGCUGUCCAAAACCAAGCAAUCUCUGGGCAUCAGCAUUUCUGGGGGCAUCGAGUCCCGGGUGCAGCCUAUGGUGAAGAUAGAAAAGAUCUUCCCCGGCGGGGCCGCCUUCCUCAGUGGGACCCUGCAGGCGGGUUUCGAGCUCGUGGCUGUGGACGGAGAGAGCCUGGAGCAGGUGACCCAUCAGCGAGCCGUGGACACCAUCCGCCGGGCGUAUCGAAACAAGGCCCGUGAGCCCAUGGAGCUGGUGGUCAGGGUCCCCGGGCCUGGCCCACAGGCCCUUCCCUCUGGCUCAUCAGCCCUCCCUGGCCAGCGGCUCCCUGCUGACCAGCCCCCGCCCACUGACCCCUGAUGACACUCAGCCUCCUCCCUGGCCUC
Molecule: messenger RNA, 2942 nt
Organism: Sorex fumeus (smoky shrew)
Lineage: Eukaryota; Metazoa; Chordata; Mammalia; Eulipotyphla; Soricidae
Gene: PDZD7
Product: PDZ domain containing 7
Exons: 16
Coding region: 1-2916 (971 amino acids)
Biological process (GO): auditory receptor cell stereocilium organization; sensory perception of sound
Cellular component (GO): stereocilium tip; cilium; plasma membrane
Molecular function (GO): protein binding
Source: RefSeq, a predicted model, not a curated record